AUGACUGCGGGUUGGAUUCUCUUCCAUGCCGUGAAGUCAUCAUGCUGCGACCCUUACGGAUUAUCUCCGUCGACAGGCUACCAACUGCCGGAUGGCGUUGAGCUCCUGAUCGGAGGCAUCAGGACAACUUUCCGAUGUCCCGCAAAAUACGGAUACUAUGCUGACGUCGACAACGAUUGCAAGCUCUUCCAUGUGUGCAACCCCAUGCCGACAGUGGACAACAGACUUCAAGUGCAGCAUUACAGCUUCCUAUGUGGCAACCAGACAGUAUUCAAUCAACUCACAUUGACCUGUGCGCAUGAAGACGAAUCGAUACCAUGUGAAAACGCUCCAGAUUUUUUCUACGUGAACGACAAUUUCGGUCGCGAAGACGAAGUGUUCUUGACAAACAAUGAUGUGGAGAGCGGAUACAAUCUGUACACGGGUUUCGGUCGCAGGAAGAGCUACGAUCCUUGA
Messenger RNA from Galendromus occidentalis (western predatory mite), 456 nucleotides. RefSeq lists its product as uncharacterized. The record is from RefSeq and is a predicted model, not a curated record. Lineage: Eukaryota; Metazoa; Arthropoda; Arachnida; Mesostigmata; Phytoseiidae. Gene Ontology annotation, molecular function: chitin binding. The coding region runs from base 1 to 456 and encodes 151 amino acids. The transcript is spliced from 3 exons. Gene Ontology annotation, cellular component: extracellular region.